CCUUCAUAGCAAACCCAACACUUUAUUCGACUGAGAGCGAAACUAACUAUUGAAUAUGAAGAUACUCGUGCUCUUUGCUGGACUCGUCUGCGCGCUUUGCCUGUUUACUGUCGUUAAGGCCUAUCCUAUGGAUGACGUUGCUGCAAAAGCGGAGCAUGGAUCUGUGGUGGCAGAUUUAAAUGUUGAAAAUGACGCACCUCUCGGGAGCUUGAAUCGACAGAAACGUUUCACUUGCGAUUUUUUGGAGAACAAUCCGGCUUGCGCAUUCCAUUGCUGGCUUAAAGGCAAAAGUGGCGGUUACUGUAACAGCAAAAAAGUCUGUAUUUGUCGUUAGUGAGAACUAUACUUUUGGGAAAAAAAUGUAUUACAGCAAUAAUUGUGAACAUGUUUAAGAAGAUGAUAGAAAAUGUUGUAAAGAUUGUAACCGUUUUCCUAUUGUUGACUUGUAUUAUGAUAAAAUACAAAUAUUUCUCAUUAUAAAGCUAUAA
Messenger RNA from Bactrocera latifrons, 488 nucleotides. Its product is annotated as tenecin-1-like. Gene Ontology annotation, biological process: humoral immune response; defense response to bacterium. The coding region runs from base 56 to 334 and encodes 92 amino acids. The record is from RefSeq and is a predicted model, not a curated record. The transcript has a single exon. NCBI's taxonomy places the organism in Eukaryota, Metazoa, Arthropoda, Insecta, Diptera, Tephritidae.